UUCGCAAGUCGCGCGUCGAAGAACAAGCGACAAUGGAGCGCCGACUGCCGCGCGAUGCUGUGUGGAGUGAAAGCCACAUGCAAGCUGUCUCAACUUUAGAUGCAGACUACAAUGACGAGGGAUACACCACGCUGUAUGAAGACCCGACUGGCGACGACAUCCUGUCGCAGAGUACGUUCUUCCAUUCGUGGAUGCGCCACCCCAACGUGGCAAGCCAAUUCUACCUGGAUUUGGCGGGAAAUCCCGCGGUCCAGGUUGGAGUGCACGUGGUGUCGUCCCUUGUACGACGUUGGACGUGCUGGCAACUCAACUGGAAGACCGAAACACUCCGUUCGUUCUUGGAAGUACUUGUGUGGACAAGCGUGACUGCAGUCGCAUACAGCAUUCAUCACGAUGUUCUAUGGGCAGCCCAAAUUGGCUUUUCAGUCGGACUUGCCAUGUCCAUUUGCGACGAAGUGUUUGUCGCUGGCGCCAAAUCUGCGUUUCACUGGAUACAGCAAGAUCCACAUGGAGCAUUGCUUCUGCAACGAUGGGGGUUUGAGGUUGCCACGUCCGCUCCUCACUCGGUCGACAAGGGCGUGGCCGUGAAGCCCGCAAGUAGCGACGACGUCCUUCUCAUUAAGAACGUCAUUUUUGGCGCUCUUGCGUUGGAAUGCCUUCGACAUGUUUACCUCAACACGACCCACGACAUCAAGCAGUUCGCUAUGCUUGCUACGGCCAUGGGCGUUGCUUUUGUUAUGGUCGGCGAGCUGUUUUGCCUGUGGCUGCCAACUCGACGGCUCGGACUCACAGUCCAGUCCCGAUGGACCAACGUCCCGCAGAACUGGAAUGCUCAUUUCCGUCGGUCGGUGUUCGAAGUCACGUGCUGGGUGGCGUCCCUCGUGUACGUGUACAGCACCACGGCGAGCGUGGUCCAUGCAGUCGGUUGGAGCUCCAUCCUCGGUGUCGGCUUGUGCAUUGCAGGCGGCCUCGACCCGUUGACGACUUGCCCAUCUUGCACGGACGACGACAUAAUGUCAUCGUACUGGUCCAAGUGGGCAGGAGGCUCAGGAUGGAUGGACUGCGCCAGCGCCCUCUUGUCCCUUGACAGGAAAGUCGACUAAACAUAGCGCCAUGAUUAAGCUAUGGUUUACCGAAUGCCACAACACUAUGUAUACCUCCUCCAUCGAGUAGAUGCCCUGUACGCAAGUUGGUCGCCAGUUUCCUAGUCGUAAUGACUCCCCCUACGUCGACGCUGCCACCUCGGAAC
Messenger RNA from Aphanomyces invadans, 1249 nucleotides. RefSeq lists its product as hypothetical. Bases 33 to 1103 code for a protein of 356 amino acids. The transcript has a single exon. NCBI's taxonomy places the organism in Eukaryota, Oomycota, Saprolegniomycetes, Saprolegniales, Verrucalvaceae. The record is from RefSeq and is a predicted model, not a curated record.